CGCUGAGCCUGUCGGCGAGCGAGCCGAGGAGAAGCCUGCGGCCGCAGUGUUUACCUCUCGCGGGCUCGGAGGUGAUGCGCUGUUCUCGCGAGACGAGGCCGGGAGGCGGUUCCGCUGCCCGGCACGUGUCUCGGGGUAGUGCGCGCCGCGUCUCUCUUCGGGUCUCGGCGCCUUGGGCGCAGCGGGGCGUGCGCCAUGGGAAAGGCCAAGAAGGUCGGGGCGCGAAGGAAGACCUCUGGGGCGCCGGCGGGAGCGCGAGGGGGCCCGGCGAAGGCCAACUCCAAUCCAUUCGAGGUGAAAGUCAACAGGCAGAAGUUCCAGAUCCUGGGCCGGAAGACGCGCCACGACGUGGGGCUGCCCGGGGUGUCUCGCGCGCGGGCCCUCAGGAAGCGUACACAGACUCUACUAAAGGAGUACAAAGAAAGGGAUAAGUCCAAUGUCUUCAGAGAUAAACGCUUCGGAGAAUACAACAGCAGCAUGAGCCCCGAGGAGAAGAUGAUGAAGAGGUUUGCUCUGGAACAGCAGCGACAUCAUGAGAAAAAAAGCAUCUACAAUCUAAAUGAAGAUGAAGAAUUGACUCAUUAUGGCCAGUCUUUGGCAGACAUCGAGAAGCAUAAUGACAUUGUGGACAGUGACAGCGAUGCUGAGGAUCGAGGAGCGUUGUCUGCUGAGCUGACCGCUGCCCACUUCGGAGGCGGCGGCGGGCUCCUGCACAAGAAGACUCAACAGGAAGACGAGGAGCAGGGGAAAGCCAAGUCCCGGAAGGAGCUGAUUGAAGAGCUCAUUGCCAAGUCUAAGCAAGAGAAGAGGGAGAGACAAGCUCAACGAGAAGAUGCCCUCGAGCUCACAGAGAAGCUAGACCAAGACUGGAAAGAAAUUCAGACUCUCCUGUCCCACAAAACUCCCAAGUCAGAGAACAGAGAUAAAAAGGAGAAACCCAAGCCCGAUGCGUAUGACAUGAUGGUUCGUGAACUUGGCUUUGAAAUGAAGGCACAGCCCUCUAACCGGAUGAAGACGGAGGCAGAAUUGGCAAAGGAAGAGCAGGAGCGCCUCAAGAAGCUGGAGGCUGAGAGGCUUCGAAGAAUGCUUGGAAAGGAUGAGGAUGAAAAUGUGAAGAAACCAAAACAUAUAUCAGCAGAUGAUCUGAAUGAUGGCUUCGUGCUAGAUAAAGAUGACAGGCGUUUGCUUUCCUACAAAGAUGGAAAGAUGAAUGUCGAGGAAGAUGGCCAGGAAGAGCAAAGCAAGGAAGCCAGUGACCCUGAGAGCAACGAGGAAGAAGGUGACAGUUCAGGCAGGGAGGACACAGAGGAGAGUGAUAGUCCAGAUAGCCACUCGGACCUGGAAUCCAACGUAGAGAGCGAGGAAGAAAACGAGAAACCAGCAAAAGAGCAGCGGCAGACUCCUGGGAGAGGGCCGACGAGCGGCAAGGGAAGAGCUGGAAAAGCUGCCGGAGACGAGCUGCCCUACACGUUCGCAGCCCCUGAAUCCUAUGAGGAACUGAGAUCUCUAUUGCUAGGAAGAUCGAUGGAAGAGCAGCUUUUGGUGGUGGAGAGAAUUCAGAAGUGCAACCACCCGAGUCUCGCAGAAGGAAACAAAGCAAAAUUAGAAAAACUGUUUGGCUUUCUUUUGGAGUACGUUGGCGAUUUAGCUACAGAUGACCCACCAGACCUCAGAGUAAUUGAUAAAUUGGUUGUGCACUUAUAUAAUCUUUGCCAGAUGUUUCCUGAAUCUGCAAGUGACGCUGUCAAAUUUGUUCUCCGAGAUGCCAUGCAUGAGAUGGAAGAAAUGAUUGAGACCAAAGGCCGGGCAACAUUGCCAGGGUUGGACGUGCUCAUUUAUUUGAAAAUCACUAGGUUGCUGUUUCCAACUUCCGACUUCUGGCACCCGGUGGUGACCCCUGCCCUCGUGUGCCUGAGUCAGCUGCUCACCAAGUGCCCCGUCCUGUCCCUCCAGGACGUGGUGAAGGGCCUGUUCGUGUGCUGCCUGUUCCUGGAGUAUGUGGCUUUGUCCCAGAGGUUUAUACCUGAGCUGAUUAAUUUUCUUCUUGGGAUUCUUUACAUAGCAACUCCAAACAAAGCAAGCCAAGGUUCCACUCUGGUGCACCCUUUCAGAGCACUUGGGAAGAACUCGGAACUGCUUGUGGUGUCUGAUAGAGAGGAUGUGGCCACGUGGCAGCAGAGCAGCCUCUCCCUCCGCUGGGCGAGUGGACUGAGGGCCCCGACUUCAACAGAGGCCAAUCACAUCCGGCUGUCCUGCCUGGCUGUGGGCCUGGCCCUGCUGAAGCGCUGUGUGCUCAUGUACGGGUCCCUGCCAUCCUUCCACGCCAUCAUGGGGCCUCUCCGAGCCCUCCUCACAGAUCACCUGGCAGACUGCAGCCACCCCCAGGAGCUCCAGGAGCUGUGUCAGAGCACACUGACCGAAAUGGAAAGCCAGAAGCAGCUCUGCCGGCCGCUGACCUGUGAGAAGAGCAAGCCUGUCCCACUGAAGCUGUUCACGCCCCGGCUGGUCAAAGUCCUCGAGUUUGGAAGAAAACAAGGCAGUAGUAAGGAGGAGCAGGAAAGGAAGAGGCUGAUCCACAAACACAAGCGUGAAUUUAAAGGGGCUGUUCGAGAAAUCCGCAAGGACAAUCAGUUCUUGGCGAGGAUGCAACUCUCAGAAAUAAUGGAACGGGAUGCAGAAAGAAAACGGAAAGUAAAGCAGCUUUUUAACAGCCUGGCUACACAAGAAGGCGAAUGGAAGGCUCUGAAGAGGAAAAAGUUCAAAAAAUAAAUUACAUUUUAUAAAUUAGGCAAGGAAAUACUGGACAUUACCUCACAUCUGCAAUUCCAACCCUCUUGGCCUCUGGGAGGCCAAGGCAGAAGGAUUGCUUCAGCUCAGGAGUUCAAGACUAGCCAGGGGGAGGACCCUGUCUCUACAAAAAAAAUGUUUUAAUUAGCCAAGUGUGGUGGCACGUACCUGUAGUUCCAGGUACUCGGGAGGCUGAAGCAGGACUGCUUGAGCUGAGUCCAAGGUUACAGUGAGUCGUGAUCGCGCUACUGUACUCCAGCCUUGGCAACUGUGCAAGACCCUGUCGCUUAAAAAAAAAAAUAGAUCUUUUUUUUUUUUUUUUUUUGAGACAGGAGUUUUGCUCUUGUUGCCCAGGCUGGAGUGCAGUGGCGCAACCUCCACCUUCUAGGUUCCAGCGAUUCUCCAGCUUCAGCCUCCCCAGUAGCUGGGAUUACAGGCAUGUGCCACCACGCCCAGCUAAUUUUGUAUUUUUAGUAGAGAUGGGGUUUCUCCAUGUUGGUCAGGCUGGUCUCAAACUCCCAACCUCAGGUGAUCCACCCACCUUGGCCCCCCAAAAUCCUGUGAUUACAGGUGUGAGCCACAGCACCCAGCCAAAAAAGUAAUUUUUGUUAAAAUAGUAAUGCUGUAAUGUUGGUGUGAUUCCAACCUUCAACCACCCCCCUACCCCCCACAGUUUUGUUCCUGUUAAAACACCUCCUGAUGAAAUAAAAUGAAUUCUGAAAUGCACCUCUGGGAUCGGGAAUGGUCUGCGUGGUGUCAGCUGCGACUGGUUCACUGCAUCUGGACAAGCCUCAGUUCGUGCUGCCAGGGUUGGCACUGGGGAUUCUGGCCAGUGUAAUUUCUGUCAACCACAGACAUUUGCCUUCAUGUGUAGAAUUUACACUGUUGUUAUGCAAAUUAUAUUUUCUAUUAUAAAUGAAA
This is a messenger RNA of Cercocebus atys (sooty mangabey), 3708 nucleotides long. It is a transcript of the gene NOP14, whose product is annotated as NOP14 nucleolar protein. NCBI's taxonomy places the organism in Eukaryota, Metazoa, Chordata, Mammalia, Primates, Cercopithecidae. The record is from RefSeq and is a predicted model, not a curated record. Gene Ontology annotation, cellular component: Noc4p-Nop14p complex; small-subunit processome; nucleolus. Bases 196 to 2769 code for a protein of 857 amino acids. The transcript is spliced from 18 exons. Gene Ontology annotation, biological process: maturation of SSU-rRNA.